UUUUCUCAAUUUAUAUCUUGAUCUGACAAAAUUGCUGAUUUAUCAGCAGUGCCAUUUCUCGAUUUCUCUCGUCCUCUCCACCUCCUCCUCCCUCCCUUUCUCUCUCACUCCACAUUCCAUCCAUCAUUCCUCUGAUAAUACAGACCACUGCGUCACUCCUUCAGCGCCUCAUUCCGCUCAGCAUCCAUCCGUCCUCCGACAGCACUAUGGACAGCACAGUUUCAGCCUACUCUGAGAAGCUUAGAGAGAUGUCAGUGUUGUCUCUCCUCUGCUCUUGUUUGUAUUCCCAGCCUCUUCCCAACACCUUUGGUCAGUUUGUAGAUAUGGAGGUGAAGUCGCUGGAUAAGCGAGCUUCUGGUCAGGCAUUUGAGGUCAUCCUGAAGAGUCCAACUGAGCCGUCUCCAGAGAGAGCCCAGACUCUUGCACUGCCUCCCCAGAAGAAGGAGCCUUCCCUGGGGGAACUACAGAGGAGGCUGGAGGCCGCCGAGGAGAGACGGAAGUCUCAGGAGAAGCAGGUGCUGAAGCAGUUGGUGGAUAAACGGGAGCGUGAGAAGGAGGUGCUCACCAAGGCCCAGGAGGUCAACAACAACUACAGCAAGAUGACCGAGGAGAAACUCCACCACAAAAUGGAGCUGAUCCAAAAGAAUCGCAUGGCCCAGCUCGGUGUUCUCAAGCAGCGUCUGAGAGAGAAGGAGCUUCACGCUGCAGAAGUCCGUAAGAAUAAGGAACUUCACACUGACCUCUCUGGCUAAGGACACUCUCUUUGACGCCAGAGCUGUGAGAUGUCCAUUUGGAGAAUCAAACUCACCUUAUCAGUUUACCUUAUCAAUAAGAGCAUAUAACAGUAUCCCACAAACAAUUACAUGGACAAAAGUAUGUGAACAUCCUAACACCACAGCCAUACGUGCUUGUUGAUUGUUUAAUUUGAGACGCAUGGGCAUUAAUGUGCAGUUUGUUCUUCUUAAAGUCUAGUUCGGUGUCCUAGUUCAUUCCAAAGGUAUAUAGGUCUGGACUUUGUGUAGGCCUGUGAAAAUCUUUGACCUUUCUUGAUGGACCUUGACUUGUGCGAUGUCCCCAAAUCAACAUCUUCUGUUGAUCGUAGAACAAGAAGUCUUAUCACUUUCCCUAAACUCAACCUUUACUUUUUCAUGGCUAAAAUCAGAGGAAAGUUGAUAAAAAUGUUGUUCAAGUUACUUCUUAUUCCUUAGAAUCUGAUUGGCUGAGGUUGAUCCAGGAAGAAACAUGCCCUACUUGGCAGAAAAGCGUCACCCAAAGCUGUUGAACAAUCUCCAGAAUGUCACCGUAUAGAGUACCGUUGAGAUCUGUAAUUAUUUGACUAGCCAAACACAUUUAUUGCAAAGAGGUGUCCACAUACUUUUGACCAUGAAGUUUAUCUGCCAGCUGACAAAAAACCUACAACUUAGACCAGCUUAAAGACUUGUUUUCAGAUUGGCAUUAAUGAUAUGUCAUUGACACAAGCUGAUUAAGAGGGUUGUUGUUGCUUAUAAACCAGCCAAACCAGUAAGCUAACUAAAACCAUCAUGAUACUGUCAAAGCAUAUCUUAAUGUGUAACCAGCA
Carassius carassius (crucian carp) is the source of this 1579-nucleotide messenger RNA. RefSeq names its product stathmin-3-like. Gene Ontology annotation, cellular component: cytoplasm; neuron projection. Lineage: Eukaryota; Metazoa; Chordata; Actinopteri; Cypriniformes; Cyprinidae. The record is from RefSeq and is a predicted model, not a curated record. Gene Ontology annotation, biological process: neuron projection development; regulation of microtubule polymerization or depolymerization; microtubule depolymerization. Gene Ontology annotation, molecular function: tubulin binding. The transcript is spliced from 5 exons. Bases 207 to 752 code for a protein of 181 amino acids.